AUGGUUUGCUGGUCUGCCGAUAAUGCCACCAAUGCGUACCUCCAAACAAUGAAAAUGGGAAAAAGUGCAAACGAGCCAAACGGUGCUGCAUUCAUCUCCGCUCUGGCAGCCGGCAACAAUGCUCGGUUCACGGGAAAGAGCACAAAAGAGCCAAGCGGCGCCGCAUUCAUCUCCGCUCUGGCGGCCGGCAACAAUGCCCGGUUCACGGUGGUCGCCUGUGGCGGCCCGGCGGACUCCACCACCCUAGCGCUGGCGGCAGCCGCCCACCAAACCGGCGGGCGUAUUGUCUGCAUACUCCCUGACCAUCAAAAUUUCCGAGCCUCCCAGUUAGCUCUUGGCCCAAAUGCUGCAAACAUCGAGUUCAUACAAGGAGAUGCCAAGGAGCUCUUAUCAAGCUGGUACAAAGACUCGGACUUUGUGGCUGUCGACUGCAAUCUCGAGAACCAUGAGGCCAUCAUAAGCGCUCUUCAGGAAAAAAUCGAGCGCCAUCAUCACAAAAACUUCAUUGUGUUGGGAUACAAUGCAUUUUGCAAGGAGACGUGGAGGAAUAGCGACUUGAAGACGCAGCUUCUGCCGAUAGGGGAAGGCCUGCUGCUGACGAGAAGCACGAGUAAUUGGGUGGUGAGGGUGGAUAAAUGCACGGGGGAGGAGCAUGUUUUCCGGGUGAGAUCGUCUGUGGGGAAGCUCAUUGGAGCUUGAUGGUGUGUUGAACUCUAAUGACUUUAGCUCCAAGAACGAUAUGUAUUGUACCAAGUUAUCAAAUGUAACUGUAAAUAGUUAUUAU
This is a messenger RNA of Striga asiatica, 784 nucleotides long. The record is from the annotation of a GenBank genome assembly. Lineage: Eukaryota; Viridiplantae; Streptophyta; Magnoliopsida; Lamiales; Orobanchaceae.